Bicyclus anynana (squinting bush brown) is the source of this 3128-nucleotide messenger RNA. Its product is annotated as mitochondrial protein C2orf69. NCBI's taxonomy places the organism in Eukaryota, Metazoa, Arthropoda, Insecta, Lepidoptera, Nymphalidae. The coding region runs from base 213 to 1319 and encodes 368 amino acids. The record is from RefSeq and is a predicted model, not a curated record. Gene Ontology annotation, cellular component: mitochondrion. The transcript has 10 exons.
CAUUUGUCAUGUCAAAUUGACAUUUUAAUUUGUUGCGAAAAUGGCGAAAAAUAAAAAUAAAUAAUUACAAUAAAAAUCUGUACAUAAAUUGUAAAAGUGUAAUAGUUCUUUCAAAAAUUUUAUUUGUUUCGCUAAAAUUGUCGCUCGUCAAAGUGAAGACAAAUUGUGGAAGUUACAAUGCUAUUCGCUAUGCGUCGCGAGUGAGGGGCGCGAUGUUGCCGCUGCGGCUGCGGCGCGUCGCCGGCUACGACGGGCGCGCCAACGACGUGCUGUUCCACCCGCCCGCGCAGCCGCCCGCCGCGCCCGCCGCCGACCCCGCGCCCGCCUCCGCUCGAGCCACCGCGCCCGCGCCCGCUCGCGCGCUCGUGUUCUUCGGCGGCGACGUACAGGACUACCCGGAGGUGAUGCAGGCGCACCGCGACAACAGGAACUACAUCAAGUGGAACCUGGAGAACACGGCGCGCGUGCUCGCGCACGACUUCCCCGCGCACCACGUGCUCGUCGUCAAACCCACCAGGAUAGAAUACAAGAGCUUCAGCUGCUACGACAACUUCGUGCCGAGCAACAACGCGGGCGUGCCCGACCACACGCCCACGCACAGCGCGCUCCACCAUCUUGAAAGAUUAUUACAAAACGUGGGCAACAGAAUAAAAUCAAUGCCCGCCGCAGAACUGCUCGAAGCGGUGUCGUCCGUGUCGCUACCAGAAGAGAUUGACAUAGAGGAAUUGCAUAACGCGUCGAUCCACCGCGGGGGCGAGGCGAAGGCCAACGGCGCCGGGCAGGGCGCGGCGGCGGACACUCACAAGCCAUAUUUGGACCCCCUGUGGUGGCGCGAUAAGAUAGCACUGGACGAGUGCGCGCUCACGCUGGUGGGCUUCAGCAAGGGCUGCGUGGUGCUCAACCAGCUCAUCUAUGAGUUCCACUACACCAAGACCCUCACCCCCGGAGACGUGCAUAUGAUGAGGUUUAUAUCUCGCAUCAAGGACAUGUACUGGCUGGACGGCGGCCACGCGGGCGGCAAGAACACGUGGAUCACUUCGAGGAGCCUGCUGGAGACCUUGACCAGACUUGACGUGAACAUCUUCGUGCACGUGAGCCCGUACCAGGUGCAGGACGAGGGCCGGCCGUGGAUCGGCCGGGAGGAGAAGGCCUUCACCGGGCUGCUCAACAAGCUUGGAGCCAAGGUGCACAGGUACCUGCACACACAGAGCGACGCGCCGCACUCGCUGCACAUGCACUUCGACGUGCUCGCGCUGUUCCGGCGCGCGCAGCAGGCCGCGCCGCCCGCGCCGCCCCCGGCCUCCGACGAGGAGCCCUAGCAUUCUACUCUCCACUUGCACUGCACUUUGCCUCGUACUCUACACCAGCAUACAGUCCGGAGCGCGGGACUACGACGAGGAGCCCUACGGACGUCUGCGUGGUGCCGAUUGGAACUCCCUCUACGAAUUGCACAACUCUGUGUAACUAUGUUUAUUAUAUUUUAAGACGCCAAUAUAUUUGUUGUAUAUUGUAUAGGUAUUUAAAAUUGAUAAAGAAAUUUUGAAUUCCUAAAAAAAAUGCUAUCUUUUGAUGUUUACAAAAUUUGUUAUCAAUGCCCUGAAUGUUUUUUGAUUUUUUGGAUUCGUACCAAUCGAUAUACAGACUCCAAUAAUGCUAUACUUUUGAGGUAUUCACUCAAUUUUAUAUAUAUGAGUACCUCACGAAGACCAUUGUAAUUGUAGUUUUACGUGCCAUUCAGUAUUCAAAAUCGGGAAAGAGGAAUUUAUUUAUAUUACUGGGUGUGUUAUAAUUGUGACAGACAAAAAAAAUUUAAUUAUAGUCUUAUGGCGUAUUGGAUCUAUAAAAUUUAUGUCCAGCUCCUGAUGGCUUAAUAAAAAAUCACUGAAAAUUUCAUUUUUGUCAAAUUUCAAAUUUGUCGGUUGUAAAUAAUUUACCUAAUUCGCGGUUUUGUAUACUGAAUGGUAAUGUGAAAUAAAUAAAUGUAUAGAAAAAUAAAAUGACGUACCUUACCUUCUCUUAACAUUGUAGUGGUACACACAUUAUAAAUGAUUUAUUUUUAUUUUUGCUGAAUACAUUCCUCUUAUGUAUAUUUAUAUCUAAGUAAAGCAGGAUUUUCUAUGGCUUAGAAACUCAUCAUCAAUUUUUUUUUAAGCCUUCUGCAAAACGUUAUCGGCCAUGAUGUUUCAUGACGUCACGUAAACGCUAAACCUUAACCGAACGGUUUAGUGUUUGACAAAAUUAUUAGUUUGACGUUUAUUCCUUGACAUCAAGUGACAUCGUGACGUCACAAACGGAUGACAGCGUUUUUGACGUUUGGAAAAAUUGAAAAAAAGUACAUAAUUAUUUAAUUAAGUUUUCUAUGAAAUCCUUAACUUUUAUUAAUUAAUAUCGAUCAAAAAUUCAUAUACUAUACGAAAUUGAUAUUGUUUAUAUUUUUGAUAUGAGUCAACUACCCUAUUGUCGCAACUACUCAAAAACUAUGCUACAGGGUUUCACUUAGUUCGUCGCUCCUAUUAAAUAAAAAAAUAGGUAUAUUUGGAAAUUAGUUGGCAAAUUGUAUUGUCCUAUAUCGUGCUUCAUGAGACCAAUACCUAUUAUAAAAGUAAAUAAAUUAAAUUUAUUUCAUCAUGAUUUAUUGUCACGUGGCUUCGCUAAUAAGUUUUGACUUCAAAACUUCGUGACAUAACGACAUAAAGGUUGUGAUUUAAUUUUUUUGAAUUUUGCCAUGACAUAAAAUCUAAAAGUACCUUAUUUUGCCUAGACUCCCAAUCAAUUUGAAUGUAAGCCUAGAAUACCCUACAAAAUUACUAUAAUUAUAGAUAUUGUUUUAUUUAUUGUAUAGGUAUGUAUGUUCUAACAUUUCUUAAAAUUAAUGUAGCUAUUAAAAAAGUUUUUUUUCUAGAUGUACAAAAAAAUCUGUAACUUCUGUAAGUUUGGUUCUACAAUCGAUGUGUAUAUAAAAAUUAAAAAUGUAUUAAGGGUUGAUUCACGAUACACUAUGUAUCAAAAAUAACUAUAAUAGCUCAUAUGUAUAACUUAAUUCGACAUUAACUGUUAAAGUAAGCGGCACGGUAACGUGAAUCCAUCUCUAAUGAUUAUUUCGCAAAUAAAAUAUAUAUUUUCUGUCA